Molecule: messenger RNA, 4338 nt
Organism: Alosa sapidissima (American shad)
Lineage: Eukaryota; Metazoa; Chordata; Actinopteri; Clupeiformes; Clupeidae
Gene: paqr7b
Product: progestin and adipoQ receptor family member VII, b
Exons: 2
Coding region: 210-1271 (353 amino acids)
Biological process (GO): response to steroid hormone
Cellular component (GO): plasma membrane
Molecular function (GO): steroid binding; nuclear steroid receptor activity
Source: RefSeq, a predicted model, not a curated record
UCUGCUGAAAGUGGCAAGGCGACUCGCCCUAAAACGGAACAUCUCUUCUUUCUUUUUAAAAUCUGGUUUCUGGUAUCAUGCGACACCUUUCCAAAGCACUGAAAAUCUGUCAGAAAGAAGCGUCAACGAGUUACUGCUGAAUCAUUGGACGCACAUUGCUUUACAGCCAUAGAUUCUAGAGCGCUCUGCUCAUCUAUCAACAUUUCACCAUGGCGACAGUAGUCAUGGAGCAGAUUGGUCGUCUGUUCAUCAAUGCACAGCAACUCCGACAAAUCCCUCAGUUCCUGGAGUCGGCCUUCCCCACACUGCCAUGCACCGUGACACUGAACGACGUGCCCUGGGUGUUCCGUGAACCGGACAUCUUCACCGGUUACCGGCUGCCCGACCAGAGCUGGCGCUACUACUUCCUGUCCCUGUUCCAGCGCCACAAUGAGACGGUGAACGUGUGGACGCACCUUCUGGCUGCUCUGGUCGUCCUCGUCAAGUUCCAGGAGCUGUCCGAAUCGGUGGACUUCCUGCGCGACCCGCACGCGCUGCCAAUGUUUGUUGUGCUGCUCGCCGCCUUCACCUACCUGACCUUCAGCGCCGUGGCGCACCUGCUCUCCGCCAAGUCCGAGCUCUCGCACUACACCUUCUACUUCCUGGACUAUGUGGGCGUGGCCACCUACCAGUAUGGCAGUGCGCUGGUGCACUUCUACUACGUCAUCGAGGAGGCAUGGCAUCGGCGCGUGUGCGGCGUCUUCCUGCCCGCGUCCGCCUUCCUGGCGUGGCUCUCGUGCGCCGGCUGCUGCUACGGCAAGUACGCCAGCCCACGGCUGCCCAAAUUCGCCCACAAGCUCUUCCAGGUGGUACCCUCGGGCCUGGCCUACUGCCUGGACAUCAGUCCCGUGUUCCACCGCAUCUACAGCUGUUACCAGCAGGGCUGCUCGGACGCGGCCGUCUCCCUCCACCGCUACCAGGUGGCCUUCUUCCUGGUCAGCGCCUACUUCUUCUCGUACCCGCACCCCGAGCGCUGGCUGCGCGGCCGCUGCGACUUCAUCGGCCAGGGCCACCAGAUCUUCCACGUGUGCCUGGUGCUGUGCACGCUGGUGCAGAUCGAGGCCGUGCGGCUGGACUACCUGGAGCGCCGGCCGCUGUACGAGCGCCUGCACACCAGCGACGUGGCGCACGAUGCCGUGGCGAUGUUCAUCUUCAUGGUGUGCUGCAGCGCACUGACCGCCUUUUAUGUGCGGAAGCAAGUAUGUGCACAGCUACAGGAGAAGGAAGACUAAAGGCAGGGGUGGAGGGUACACAACUGGAGGGACAACAAUAUUGCCCGUAUGGUUAAAAACAAACAAACAAACAAACUUGAAAAUGGUGGCAUUUCUGUUAUAAAGUACUAACCUUUUUGUGAAUUUUGUUGUUUCAUAAUUUUAUUUGGUCGUGUUCUGUGGCUUGCCAAAAAUGCAUCUUGAUUCAGCUACUGUGUGUUGUGUGUGAACUAACAUUUUAUGGGUUUAACUAAUACACCAUACGUUACCAUGUAUUGACCGAUAUUGUAAUAACCCAGUCAUAGCCUCAUGCAGAGGAUGUCAAGCCCAGACAGUGCUACCUGUGCUGUAUAUCUGUGUGUUUCCUUCUACAAGACCCUCUACAGGUGUGUGGGAUAUGGCUGAGCGUUGAGAAUCCCAAUGGCGGUCUGUGGGAGUUUGUGUGCUUUCGUCUAACACUGCCGUGAAUGGUCUCUAUUACAAAGCCACUCAUUUUUGGAGGGUUUUGUAAGUGGUCAGAUUGCAGCAGUUAGAGAUCUACUAGUCAUGUUCACACAGGCUUGCCAAAGUCAGUCACAAAAAGUGAACCUGUAAUUUUUCCACUUUUGCACCAUCCUCAAAAAUGUCACCGACAAAUAGGCUUUUUAGGUGCAUUUUUUAUAAGAAAGUUAGAAUGGAGUUAUUUGUUUUGCUGAGAAAGCCUUCUAAUAGUUGUACCAAAUUACUUUUUGACCAUUCUUAAUGCUUGAUGUGCAUGAUUUUGUUACAGUUCCUCAUGAAUAAUAUGUUUAUUUUAUGUAAAGAAAGUAGAUUUACCUCAUAUAUUAUUCAGAUACAUAUACACAUAUUGAUUGUUAUAUGAAAUAUUAUGUUUGUACACAAAAUAUAGGCUAUGUGUCACAUCAGUUGACCUAAGAACAGGGAUGAUGUGAUGUGAUAUAAUGAUGUCAUUGUCAUUGUAAUUCAAGUUGUUUAAGCAAAUCAUAUUCAGUAUGUCCAUGCCAGACAAGUUAUUCAAGUGUUGGUAUGUGUUUGGAUUUAGUGAUGCUCAUCUUUCCUCUAGCUUACUAUACAAUGGCCUGUCCCCAAAGGGCUACAGAUUUUGGCCUCUGCCUUUUGAUGUUCCAACGCCUCUGUGUCACUGACGUCCCUCGAGUUGUCUGGUACAGCUACUCUCACCUGGUCUGUCUGAGCAUGGUGAUGUCUCAUGUGGUCGCCUCUGCUACUCUGACCUGGUCUGUCUGAGCCUGACUGCGUAUUACGUGGUUGCCUCUGCUACUUUGACCUGGUCUGUCUGAGCAUGGUGAUGUCUCAUGUGAUCGCCUGUCUGGGCACAUGCAUGUGUUUGUGUGUUUGUUUCUGUAUGAAUGUUUUGAGUGUCUUAUGCCAAUUGUUAUUAUUAUUAUUAUUAUUAUUAUUAUUGUGACAUCUUUGAAAUAUGUCAUAUUUUGUAUCACAUGAGCAUAAAAGCUCACAAGUAGAUGGAAAAGGCCAGUUCCGCUGACUGCCUUUUUAACCUGUGUUCUUUGAGAGCUGGAUAGCGUCAUUUCAUGGUAUCAGCCUCUGGUUCCAACUGGGCUAAGAGGUGCUCUCUAAGUAAGAUGUUGAAUAUAGGCCCCUUCUCCUUUUGUGAUCGUCUGUGUUGCGUUUGUGCACGUGGAUGAUGUUAAUGUCUUUUGAAAGGUAUUUUAUCUGCAGUAGGCAUAGACCUCCUCACUUCCAAUGCACCACUCCUCUGUGAUGGUUAUAUGCAGCCUUUAAUGCAUAUUCAGCCGAGGUUUAGGGGACCCUCUAGCAUGUCCUAUUAGCGAUGAAGAAGGCAUUGAUGGAUAGCUGAUGCAUUAUAGUAUCAUUAUGCUUGUUAGAGGAGAUUGAGGUCUGUAUCUGUGAUAUGGAUCUUAGGAGCAUGCUGCUUGGUUUGUGGGCGCUGCAGGGUUGUAAAACUCCAAUGACGAAGCCAUUGACGCACAAGCUGAUUGGCUGAGUGGCUGAUGAUGUCACUGACCGGGCUGUGGGCCUGGGGAGGGAAUGAUCUGCACUGAUGAUGUCACUGACUGAGGUUAUGUCAUUAAAAAUGAUGUCAUUGACUGUCUUGCACUGAUUACGUUACAAAUGAAUGUGGGGUUCUCAUGCAAUGAUGUCACCAAUAACUGUAUUUAUUUGGUGAAAAAUCAGUUGUAAAUUGAACAAUCACAGGAGCUGCAUAAAUCAGACAGAGGUUGUGUCUGCUCCCUUACUGGCCCUGGGCUGAUAUAGGAUGCCCCAGCUCCAGACUACAUCUUAGGUACCAUUGUAUCAUCAUCGGGGAAAAACUCUCAUACUAAUUUAGUUGAAUGUGGUACCAGAAGAGAAUGGUAUGAUUAAUUUUGAUAGCACCAAAUGUUAUAGGGAGGGCUGUCACUAUGUUGACUGCUUUAUCUUCUCCAAUAUGAACUGUAAUUUGAGCCACUAACACAUUGAUACUGUAAUAUAGUAGCAACCACCUGAAACACAUCAAAAGGUUAAGUGCUGUGAAAUGCAUUGUUAACAAGUUUUGGUGAACAUUAAGAGUGUUGUCUUUGUACUGUGGUGUAAUGAAGAGUGUGUGCUAGAGAUACUUUUUUUGUUGGUCUCUGGCCCACUUCUGGGGAGUGUGUGGGGGAGCCUAGAAGAAUUUGCAUGAGGAGAACUGAAUGCAGUGUCACGACAGGCGGAAAAGAACAAAAAGGAAGGAAAGAAAGAGAGAGGAGGACUCUGUCUCCCAACAAAUCUCUGAAAGCGUUUGACAAGAUCGGUUUGGAUACCCUCGCUCUCUUCUGUCAUCAUUAACACCUUGUGGCCACAUACUCUGCUGGCUGCCGGACUGGCCCGUGACAUCACAUAACACUGGCGUGCGAGAAUGCCAGUGGUCAGCCGUGGAACAUCAUCAGCAUUGCCGUGUUACUCUCUUCAGCUCUCCAUAAUGCCACUGGCCAGCUCGCCACACCCCUGGAGCAGAGUCCUCCGGCGAGGGAAAAGAUGCCUUUUGUCUACAGGAGCAUAACAAUAUGUUUGGACAUGUUGAUUUGUACUACUACCUAAAUAAAUAAACACACUGAUAUUCUGAGUG